Molecule: messenger RNA, 1509 nt
Organism: Cucurbitaria berberidis CBS 394.84
Lineage: Eukaryota; Fungi; Ascomycota; Dothideomycetes; Pleosporales; Cucurbitariaceae
Product: MFS general substrate transporter
Exons: 5
Coding region: 1-1509 (502 amino acids)
Biological process (GO): transmembrane transport
Molecular function (GO): transmembrane transporter activity
Source: RefSeq, a predicted model, not a curated record
AUGCCCACGCCGCCUAGUAACCAUGACAGACCGACUGUGAAGGCAAGCGAUGAGACGACGCCACUCCUUGCUAGUGUGGAAACUGCACUGUUAGCGGGACCUGCCGACCCGUCGCAUGAAGCUGCUGAUGGCAGCGCUGAGGAAGCAGUCGGCCAAAACAACGACCAAGGAGACGCGGAUCAAGUACCUCUACCAAAGGCACAGAUCUUCCUACUGUGUUACACGAGGGUCGUGGAACCCAUUGCUUUCUUCUCGAUUUUUCCGUACAUCAACUUUAUGAUCGAGAAGGUUGGUGGCGUCGAGAAAGAGGAUGUUGGCUUUUAUUCGGGAUUAAUUGAGAGUCUGUUUAGUGCGACGCAGAUGUGUGUUAUGAUAUUCUGGGGCAGGGCUUCUGACAAAUGGGGAAGGAAGCCUAUCCUCGUCAUCUCGCUCUUCGGAAUCGCUAUCUCUACAACGCUAUUUGGGCUAAGCCAGUCUCUGUGGCAGAUGAUUCUUGCCAGAUGUGUCGCAGGCGUCUUUGCUGGGACCGUCGUGACAGUCCGGGCUAUGCUCAGUGAGAACAGCACGAAAUAUACCCAGGCUAGGGCGUUCAGCUACUUUGCUUUCGCUGGGAACCUAGGUCUCCUUUUUGGGCCGCUGCUCGGUGGUCUGCUCGAGAGGCCUGCUGAGAAGUUUACUUCAACCUUUGGCAAGGUCAAAUUCUUCCAGGAUUACCCAUAUGCCUUGCCGAACAUGGUCACCUCUGCUGUUGCUAUAUCUGCAGCUAUUACAACCUUGCUGUUCGUCAAAGAGACCCUGCAUAUCCAUCAUAGCAACAAAAAGGCUAGCGGGCCUCCCAUGUCUGCCUGGCAACUCAUCAGAUACCCUGGGGUGACACCUGUUCUAUUAGUCUACAACUACGUUAUGCUCUUAGCAUUUACCUUUACGGCCGUUUACCCAGUCUUCCAAUAUACGCCCGUUCGCCUCGGUGGCCUUGGUUUCACACCAGAGCUAAUCGCCGCCUGCACCGGGUUAACAGGAGCCUCUCAAGCAAUUUGGCUGCUUUUCAUUUUUCCUGUUCUACACAGACGUGUGGGCACCGGAAGACUCCUUUGGUGGUGUGCAUGUGUAUGGCCCGUCUUCUUCGCACUGAAUCCAAUGUUCAGUGUCAUGCUUUCACAUGGAAAGAAAGCUUUGUUUUGGUCUACCGGUCCGCCGACCUUGGUGCUGGGAAGUGGAGUCGCCAUGGCGUUUACGGGUGUGCAACUCGCCCUCAAUGAUAUCGCGCCCUCGCACGAGACGUUGGGUACGUUGAAUGCCAUCGCACUUGCGGCUCAGAGUGGGUUACGCGCCGUUGCACCGGCCUUAGCAACAAGUCUUUAUGCCAUCGGUGUCAAGUACCAUAUUCUAGGCGGCGAACUGUUCUGGCUGUGCAAUGUUGGUCUAGCGCUGGGUUUGCUGGGCGUGUUGAGGCGACUUCCCGCGAAGGCAAAGGGAGAGGUUACACGGCAGCGGAACGGUGGCGCGUAG